CAAAAGUUUUGCCUUGUAUAAAGUUUUGCCUUGUAUAAAUUUUUUCUCUCUCUGGUUUAUCCGUUAUUGCAUACAGUACACCACACCGCUCCUUCUCAAAAGGAGCCUCGCCCCCGUGCGAAAAGCAGCGGCCCUCUUAUUUUUCUGGAUUUCUGAGGCUUCAAUUUUAAGCAGACAUUCUCUCUCUGGAGUCCUUAUUUACUCAAUUUAUUGCUGAAUGGGUCAGUUACCCGUUUGGUGAUGUUUCUCCUUGGAUUAUUGUCUGAUGAAUUCUGUUAGUCGAGUUUUGAUGGGUGGGAACUCAAACUAGAGACGAUGGCAUUGUUAACCCACCCGACACAGGGUUCUUGUGCAGCAUCUUCCUUGAGACUUAAACCAUGGACCAAAGCAGUAAAAGCAAAGCCUACUUUAUCUUUUUGUAGGAUUGGGAGAAUUGAUAGGUGCAAUUUGCCAAAGAAUCGUCUUCAUCUAAGCAUUGGAUCUCAACCCAUUGUUUUGUCCCAAAGGAAACCUUUGAGGAUUACUGCUUUUAAAGGUGGUGCUCAUAGUGACUCAGAUGGAGAUGAUGACCCAAAUCCCUCUAAAGCCUCCAUUCGACUCUCGUAUGCAUCAAAAGUGAGAGAAGAUGUAAUAGAAGCUUCCCAGGAUGUUUCAGACAUACUUUGGAGAUGGUUGAUGAUGUUACGUGCACCGACAUUCAACCAGAAAAGUGAUUGUAUUACUCAAGAGGUGCCAGCUCGAGAUGAACAACCUUCGAAAAAAAAGCCCAUAAGUCUACAAUAUAAAGUAGGAAGGCUUUCCAAGGCCAUGUUGGUUAGCUUUCUCAGUUUGGAUGCCACAAUAAAAUUUCCAGUUGCCGUAUUCGUACCACUGUACCUGCUGAUCCACACAAUGUAUGGUGCCGAAGUGACGAAGGAGCUGAUACCUCUGUGGCUUCUUGGUCCCCUUAUUGUGGCCCUCUACAUAAAGAUGAUCAGGGGAAUCUUCUCUCUCUAUGUUUUUACCAUCAAGCAGGUGAUAUCCCUGGCGAAAAGGCUACCAUCUUUCUGCGAACUCGCAUACAUCUACGUAACACAAGGCAAAGUGAAAGCAUAUCUAGGAGCUUCGUUUGUUCAGCCUUUGGUUUACCUGAAGACCAUGGAUUACAAGGAAACCAUGAAGAGAAAAUGGAAACAGUUUCUGGAAUGGGCACUGGAAAUAUAUCUGGAUUUUGUGGAAUCCAUAUGGCCUUUCUAUUGCAGAACUAUAAGGUUCCUAAAAAGAGCUAAUUUAAUUUAGACCCAAACGUCAGAAAGAGGUAAAAGGGGAUUUUUUGAAUGGAAGUCAGGGAAACCAGUCUUUCUGUAAGGUUUUGUCGUGGGCAGGAUCGUCGGCAAAGUUUGUAGUAGUGCAUUAGUUUUUGUGACAGCUUUGUCGGCAUCUCAGAGGUGACAAUCUCUCUCUAGCAUAAGAAUUGUUCUUUGUUGGAGGAAUGGGAAUAUGGUGGCAAGCCAUUGGGACUAAAUGAAAAUUUAUUGGGGAUGUACGUAUUACAAGAGAUCGAUGUUUAGGCAUUUUGGAUGCUUGUAAGGAGUCAAAAAUGCUAUUUUCGGCUCUUUUUAACUUUUUCCAGUACUUUCCCUUGAUUACUUGCAUAAAGGCCUGUAACUGAACUAUUUUUGAGAUUAUUUGUAUGCAUUUAUUAAUUCAUGCGCAGCCCA
Molecule: messenger RNA, 1700 nt
Organism: Amborella trichopoda
Lineage: Eukaryota; Viridiplantae; Streptophyta; Magnoliopsida; Amborellales; Amborellaceae
Product: embryo defective 2759
Source: RefSeq, a predicted model, not a curated record